Messenger RNA from Drosophila busckii, 6587 nucleotides. RefSeq names its product CG43867. Gene Ontology annotation, cellular component: cytoskeleton. The record is from RefSeq and is a predicted model, not a curated record. Lineage: Eukaryota; Metazoa; Arthropoda; Insecta; Diptera; Drosophilidae. Bases 113 to 5506 code for a protein of 1797 amino acids. The transcript is spliced from 13 exons.
GUUAACAGUCGUCGCCUCUGUCGCUGUCGCUGUUGCUGUCGACGUCGGCGUAAGCUUAGCUGCUGCAUAACACUGUGAGGACAGCAGCGCUGACUGCUCUGCGAUAUCCUCAAUGUCUGACGAAGUGCCUUUGGGUCGUUUAUCCCAAAUAUUUGAUACGCUUACGAGUCUACAAGAGCAACAGCAACAGCAGCAACAGCAGCAAGAGACGUUGCAGCUGCAACAGGCGGCUGUGGGUCGUCGCUCGUCGUCGCUGUCACCAUCGGCAACGCCAGCAAGCGCAUCUGCCUCAACAUCGGGUCGUGCCACGCCCAGUGCGGCGGCACAAACGCUUUACUAUACAAAUACGCACAAUUACUAUUUACGCUCGCAAGAUGGCGCCAGUGCGCCACAUUUUCUGCAUACAUUUCCAUCGCACUAUUUGCAACAGCAGCAAUGGCAACAACAGCAGCAGCAGCCACCAUCGCUGCCCAUACAUCUAACUGGGGGCGCUCGUUUGGCCAGCGGCUUUACUUUGACUGGCUCACGCUCAGCUUCAUGCUCGCUGCAUGGCUCACCGCUGCCAGCAAAGCGUGCCACAUCGUUCAGCGGCGCCAGCAGCUCAACGCCCAACAGUCCGCAGCUGCUGCCGCGUCGCACGCAGCGGCCACCGCCCAUACCAGCAAAGCCUAAAGCUGCAGCUCAAGCAUUAGAGCAGCAUUUGGAGCUUAACUAUGCACAAACAUUGCCCGAGAUAAACUGGCAGGAGCGCUGCCUGGAGCUGCAUUUGGAGCUGCAUCGUUCUAAGAAUCAAGCAGGGCGUAUACGUGAUAUGCUACGUGAUAAGCUAACGGAGCUCGAACAGCGCGUCAUUGAAGCGGAAGAGCGCGCCGAGGAAGCUGAAGAUAAGGUGCGUGCUAUGGAGCAGCGGCUAAGUGAAUGGCCCAGGCCCCAGACACAGCAAGCACAGCAACCAGCACAGCAUAUUCAACAGAGCUCCGGCUCAGCAUCCGUCUCCAGCUCCGUCUCCAUCUCCGGCUCGAACCAACAGCAAGAGCAAUCGGCUGCUGCUGCUGCCGCAACUGCUGCUGCCAUUGCCAGCGUCUUGACAGGAUCGAGCGGCGUGUGUAACGACGCUUCGGCGGCGGCUAUAAGCUCAUUGGAGAUACAGGUGGAGGAGCAACGACAGCUGCGACUGCACGACGCGCGUCAGAUCGAGGCGAAGGCGGCCAAGAUCAAGGAGUGGGUGAACAACAAGCUGCGCGAUCUCGAGGAGCAGAAUCAGCUGCUGCGCGAGCAGAACAUCAAGUGCAACCAACAGCUGGAGCUGCUCAAGAAUCACAUAGCCAAUCAGUCGCAGCGCCACAGCAUUGUUGGUCCAGUGCGCAAUAGUCUGAGCCUGGAUGUGCAGGAUUUCUCGCACGGCACGCCGGAGACGCGACGACGCAGCGAGAGUCUCGAUCCGCAGGAGAUCAUAAGCCGACCGCUCACCAGCUCCUAUCCGCAUCAUCAGCAUCGUCGCAAUUUGUCCAUGGAGCCGCAAGAGCUCGAGCGUAAUCUGGUGGCCGCCGUCGAUGGCUUAGCGCUGGCGCCGCUUAGCAGCAUCAGCAGCAAGGCGGCCAGCCAAGUGGGCGGCGGCGGCGGCGCCAGCAGCAGCAGCAAUGCGCGCCCCGAUAGCUCCGAUACGGAUACGGCGCAUGACUAUGCCGAGAUCUAUACGCCCUCGUGCGAGAAGCUGCCGGCCUGGAUGAAAAACAAUCCUGGCGGCUUGACAGCCAGCAGCGGCGGCAAUUCCGCCAGCACCACCACUACUACCAGUGAGCUGGGCGUGCCACGCCCACCCACACCGCCACUGCAUCGCUUUCCCAGCUGGGAGGCCAAGAUCUAUCAGGUGGCCAACGAUGGACUCGUCGGCACCAGCAGCACAGCCGAAAGCGCCGCCAGCAACGAAGCCACGCCAGAUGAGCAUCGCUCCAAUACGCUCUCCAAUGGACGCUCACGCCAUGCGCAUGGCCAUGCUCAUGGCCAUGGCCAUGGUCAUGCCGCUGGACAGGAUGGUCAGACGCCAGGCACUCCGCAGCCGCCGACGCGUCAGCAGCAAACUGCCAGCGGCGGCUUCUGUGAUAUUUCGGUUCCGGUCUAUGCCACAGUCAAGGGACGCGCCUCACAGAUUCGCUCCAUGCCCUUUACGGGCGACUCCAGCGACGAUUCGAGCGAUGGCGAGGACAAUGCCGUCAUGCUCACCCACAAUUCGCAUAACUCCACCGCUAGCACCGACAACACGGAGACCUCCACCUCGGGCAGCGCCUCCAGUCCCUCGAAGAGCCUCAAGACCUCUUGCAGCCUGAGUCCAGCCAAGCGCAGUGGCUCCGAGUCACCCAAGAAUGCUAAAACGCGUGUCGCCAACAUCAACAACAUGCCAAUAACCGAUUCACCAACUCCCACUCGCCUAACUGUCUACACUCGAACACUCACUCCACAAACUCCACAACGACAACAACAACAGCAACAGCAACACUAUUAUCAUCAUACAUUGCCAACAACCCAGAGCACGUUAACAUGCCCCCAAGCACGCCCAUGCCCUCGCCCUCGCCCUCGCCCCGACAUGCGUGGCACAGUAAUUUCAGAUCUUUCAUUUGAAUCAGGCCUCUCCGAUGAUUACGCACUGCCGCCAGACGCCGUCUCGGAGACGACAUGCAUGGACGCCUCGAUGCCAUCGCUGCUGAUGCGUCAAUCGUACGUUGAUUCGCCCAGCAAGAAGCUGGAAUCGCUCGAAAAGAUGGGCCAUCUGGCCAAGCUGGGCGGCAAGCUAAAGACCUGGCGCAAGCGCUGGUUUGUUUUAAAGAAUGGCCAACUGAACUAUUGGAAAUGUCAGCACGAUGCAGCGCAGCGCAAGCCGCAGGGGCAGAUUUUAUUGGAUGAGGCAUGCCGCAUUAAUCGCGCUGAAGGCGCCUCCACAUUCGAAAUCGAUACAGGCAAGAAAGUUUACUAUCUAACCGCCGAUUCACAUGCCACCAUGGAUGAUUGGAUACGCGUGCUCCAAAACGUGCAACGUCGCAAUGCCACCAAGCUGCUGCUCAGUCGCGAUGAUCAAAAGCCCACGGUGCAGGGCUGGGUAACCAAAGUGAAGAAUGGUCAUGCCAAGAAAUGCUGGUGCGUGCUGCUGGGCAAAAUGUUUCUCUACUUCAAAGCGCCAGCUGAAACGAAUCCUUUGGGACAAAUAAAUAUGCGCGAUGCGCGCGUUGAGGAAGUCGAACAUGUCUCGGACUCGGACUCUGAGGAGCGCGAGGAAGCCGGACAGGAUGGUCAGGCGCGUUUAACUGUCGCCAUUUAUCCAGCACAUCAGGGUCCCACGUAUUUGAUACUAGCCGGCAAGCCAGAGCGCGAUAAUUGGCUAUAUCAUCUAACUGUCGUAUCGGGUGGCGGUCCAAGUGCUGGCACGCAGUACGAGCAGCUGGUGCAGAAGCUCAUGGAGACCGACGGUGAUCCAAAUUGCGUGCUCUGGCGUCAUCCGAUACUGCUGCAUACCAAAGAUACAAUUAGUGCACCCCUCUCGUCCUUGCAUACGGAGGCGAUGCAGCCGGAGGCCAUUAAACUAUUCAAGAGCAUACAACUUUUUAUGUCUGUGGCUGUCAAUCAGCCUGGCAUCGAUUAUCAUGUGGUGCUGGCGCAGAAUGCGUUGCAGCAAUGUCUGGACAUGCCGGAACUGCAAACGGAAAUGAUUUGCAUAUUGAUUAAGCAAACGUCCCGACAUCUGGGCCAAAAGCUAAGUGUCGGCGUCCAGGUAAACAAGAAGCUGGGCAAGCAAACGCGCCAACUACUCUUGUGCGCCACCCAAAGCCUAUUCACAUGUGAUACCCAACAGGCUGGCCAAGCUCACGCCAACGGCAGCUCGCCCACAUCGAUUCAGGCGCCACUAACCACGCCCAUCAUUGACUGCAAGUCCAAUCCGCCCGCCUACAGCUUCGUUCAGGGCUGGCAACUGCUCGCCCUGGCUGUUUCGCUCUUCGUGCCCAAGUCCAGUCGCCUGCUCUGGUACCUCAAGCUCCAUCUCUCUCGCAAUGCGGACACCAAAACCGAGACAGGCAAAUACGCCGCCUACUGCGAACGCGCCCUGGAGCGCACGCUCAAGAACGGCGGACGCGAAACGAAGCCAUCGCGCAUGGAAGUGCUCUCCAUUCUUCUCAAGAAUCCCUAUCAUCACUCCUUGCCACACGCCAUACCCGUGCACAUGAUGAACGCCACCUAUCAGGUGGUGAGCUUUGAUGGGUCGACAACGAUUGAGGAGUUCCAGAGCACGCUGGCGCAGGAGCUGGGCACACGCGACGCCAGCAAUGGCUUCUGCCUGUUCAGCGAUGAUCCGAUUGAAAAGGAUUUGGAGCACUAUUUGGAGCCGCUGGCCAAGCUGUGCGAUGUCAUAAGCAAAUGGGAGACGGCGCUGCGUGAAAAGGGCUCCGGCAAGUUUGAGAACUCACGUGUCAUACAGCUGAGCUACAAGAAUCGCCUGUACUGGAAGCACACGAUCAAAUGCGAGACGGACAAGGAGCGACUGCUGCUGUGCUAUCAAACGAAUGCGCAGAUAGUGCAGGGACGCUUUCCGCUGUCGCGUGAGCUGGCGCUGGAGCUGGCGUCGCUAAUGUCGCAAAUCGAUUUGGGCGACUAUACGCUGGAGAAGUCACGCGAUGUGGGCCUCAAAGCGUUGGAUAAGUUUUAUCCUUAUCGCUAUCGCGAUGCGCUAAGCAGCGAGCAGCUGAAGGAUGUGCAGGAGCUGCUGGUGGCCAAGUGGACGCUGUUGAAGGGACGCUCGACGCUCGACUGUGUGCGCAUCUAUUUGACCUGCUGUCGCAAGUGGCCGUACUUUGGCGCUUGCCUGUUCCAGGCCAAGCCGCGUCACUGCGAGCCGCAGGCCAGCAGCACGCCCGUCGCCUGGCUGGCCGUAGCCGAGGAUGCGCUCAAUGUGCUGGAGCUGAGCACAAUGGCGCCCAUUGCACGCUAUCCGUACAGCACAGUGAUGACAUUCGGUGGCUGCCAGGAUGACUUUAUGCUCGUGGUGGCGCACGAUGAGCACGCGCUGCUGCUGAGCCCAGUGAGCGAGCAGAAGCUGCUGUUUGCCAUGAGCAAACCCAAGAUUUUAGAGAUUACGCUGCUUAUAGCGGACUAUAUGAAUGCGUUGGGUCACACUGUGCCGGGCACGCCGCAAAUGAAUUCGCUAACGCGCAACGGUUCGCAUCGCUCGCUGCGCACAUCAGCGCGUCAAACUGCAGGCGCAGCGACAAGUGGCGCCACUGGCUUCUCCACCAAUGCCAACACUACGGCGCAUAAUACGCUCAAUUCGCAUGCAACGCAUACGCUGCAGUCCAAUCACUCACACACGCUCAGCAGCUCGCAUCAUGGCGCUGGCGUCGCAGCUGGCGGCAGUCAUCACAGCACAUUGAACUCCACGCAUCAGCAGCAGCAGCAGCAUCAUGCGCAUCCGCAUCAGCCGGAUAUACUCAAGAGCACACCAGAUCAUCAGCGCAUUAAAUAAAACACACACACACAUACACAAGUUACACACACAUAGCUCUACUAUGAUAUAAGCGUUACUCAAGCAUAUGGCGUAGCUUAUGCUCAGGUAUUGUACUCAACUCUAUGCACUAACUAUAACUAUAACCCUCUUGAUUCUAAGCUAAGCCACACAACUUACUUUUGUUUAUGUUCUAGCCUAAGUUUGUUGUCCAUGUGUCCAUGUGUCCAUGUGUGUGUGUGUGUUAACUUAACUUGUCUUGUCUACUUAUAAUCGUAUAUACCAAAAAGUAAUCAACAAAUUGAGGAAUUGUGAUAGUUAAAAUUGUGAAUUGCUUUUAAUUGCUUUGUCAUGAAUCUCAUUAAUGUCCCUCCAUGCUCAAGAACUGCCUUUUGGAACCAAGAGAAUCAAUAAGCCAAUAACAAAUUUUCAAAUUCGACAAAAUGCGCGCAACUCAAGUCACAUUCAUAUUCAUUAUAUAGUGUAUAUAGUACAAUCUUAUAAAAUAUUUGCUAACUUUUAGUAUUUCAGCAUUACUUUCUUGAAUUUCUUGAAAUUAUUUGCUAUUGGAUAUGUAAAUUACCAGUUAAUAGUGUUCAGCUGAAUAUUUGUCAACACGAUUAAUAUUCAAUAAUUUUAUGCACAUUUGCCAAGUAAUAAAUAUAAAGUGCUCCAGCGCUCAUUCGUCAAUAUUUUGACUGUUCUAUAAUUUUAUGACUAUAUUUCCAAGCUCUGCACUUUAACGAGAUUGUACUGUAUGUUCUAAUUUUUAGCUAGUGCUAAAUUAAAUUGAAAACAAAUUUCUUAGCAUUUUUUGCACACAUUGUCCAAAAUAGUUGUAAAGCGAAUUAUAUAUUCAAAUUACUACAAAUUUAUUGAAAUUGCCAACCGAACACAGCCAGAGCUUUUUUUAGUGACAACAACAACAUAAAAAUAAUGAAAAAUAAAUAGCAACUGCUUUUGCUAUUGAGAGCAAAGUUUAGAUACGAAGCAUAGAUGCAAGCCAAUGAACAAAUAUUUAGAGAGAGACACACACUCAAAGAAAUUAAUGAUAAAAAUAAAAUUUACAACAGUACCAUAGCAAUUCACUCUAAUAUGUAGG